CGGAGGAGCUCGGCGCAGUUUUCCGCUGCAGGUCGUCGAGAGAGGAACGCUCAAGGCGCACACGGAAUCUGGAACUCAUCGCUCCUCUGGACCCACAACCACCAUCCAAAUUGUUUGCGUCAUUAUUAUCAUUUUUGGACAUUGAGGAACAUCUGAGAAGGAUCGUGGUGAAAAGGAAGCCCCGCCACCCCGUCCCCCUUUGGAACCGGCCUGCCCCACUCCCACCCUCACCCCCGCGCCCCAGUGAUGCUAAGUCGCUGCAUCCCACUUGGCGGUUAAAGGAGCGGUCGUCACCAUGACAACGUCCAUGGCCGGCCUCCUCCUGCUGAGGCUCCUCCUCCUCAUAAUCCCGUCGACGGCGGUGGCAACGGUUCUUCCCAACGCUACGUCAGCGUUCUCGACGGUGUCGCUUUUUCAGCCGCUCACCCAGCCCGAGUGCUCCAAGAAAGAACAUCCCAAAGUAUCCACACAAGUGCUCAGUCCGUGGAUGUCCACGUUUUCAUGGGCCGGGGUACGAGAUUUCUCUCAGCUGACCCUUGACCUUGCCCGGAACGAACUCAUUGUGGGCGCCAGGAACUUCCUGUUCAGGUUGGACCUCAGCAACAUGUCAUUCAUCCAGGCGACGGACUGGGCGCCCGACGACGAGACCAGGAGGUCCUGUCAGAGCAAAGGCAAAACAGAGAUUGAGUGUCAGAACUAUAUCCGAGUGCUGCUUGUCAACAAGACCCAAGUCAUGACCUGUGGGACCAAUGCCUUCCAGCCCCUCUGCACAAUCAGAGAGGUGGGCAACCUGAGCAAAGUGUUGGAACGCGUGAACGGCGUGGCCCGCUGCCCGUACGACCCUCGCCACAACUCCACGGCCGUGCUGACCGAGCGCGGGGAACUCUACGCCGCCACCGUCAUCGACUUCUCCGGACGCGACCCCGUCAUCUACCGCAGCCUGGGCGGGAUGCCGCCGCUGCGCACCGCGCAGUACAACUCCAAGUGGCUUAACGAGCCGCAUUUCAUCGCCGCUUACGACAUGGGCCUGUUCACGUUGUUCUUCCUGCGGGAGAACGCGGUGGAGCACGACUGCGGCAAGACGGUGUACUCGCGGGUGGCGCGCGUCUGCAAGAACGACAUCGGCGGCCGCUUCCUGCUGGAGGACACGUGGACCACUUUCAUGAAAGCCCGCCUCAAUUGCUCGCGCUCGGGCGAGAUCCCCUUCUACUACAACCAGUUGCAGAGCACCUUCCACCUGCCCGAGCAGGACCUGAUCUACGCCAUCUUCACCACCAACGUCAACAGCAUCGCAGCCUCAGCCGUGUGCGCCUUCAACCUGAGCGCCAUCACGCGCGCCUUCAACGGGCCUUUCCGCUCCCAGGAGAAUCCCCGCUCCACCUGGAUGCCCACCCCCAACCCUAUCAGCAACUUCCAGUGCGGUACCAUCGAGGACGAAGGUCCAAACGAGGGUCUGACGGAGCGCAGCCUGCAAGACGCCCAGCGCCUCUUCUUGAUGAAUGAAGUGGUGCAGCCCGAGUCAGUGGACCCGCUGGUCAUGCAGGAUGACGUGCGCUUCUCCCACCUGGCAGUGGACAUCGUGCAGGGCAUGGACACGCUCUACCACGUCAUGUACAUCGCCACCGAAUACGGCAGCAUCCUGAAGGCGCUGGCCACGUCCAACAAGAACCUGCAAGGCUGCUACCUGGAGGAGUUGGAGCUCCUCCCGUCCGGCGUGCGGCAACCAAUCCUGAGCCUGCAGAUCCUGCACAGCGACCGCUCGCUCUUUGUGGGCCUCAGCGACCGAGUGCUAAAGAUCCCCCUGGAGAGAUGUUCCACAUACCGCACUGAGACUCUGUGCUUGGAAGCUCGAGAUCCUUACUGCGGUUGGGACAUGCGUCAACGGCGCUGCACUACGCUGGAGGACAGCACCAACAUGAGUCAGUGGAAGCAGAACAUCACGGCGUGUCCGUUGCAGAACCAGACCAGGCACGGCGCUUUCGGAGACUGGACGGCGUGGCAGGCGUGCAGCAACGACGACGGCGUGGACGGGGUCAGCUCCUGUUUGUGCCGGUCCAGGUCAUGCGACAGCCCGGCUCCUCGCUGCGGGGGCAGGAAGUGCGAGGGCGCCACCAUCGAGGUGGCCAACUGUUCCAGAAACGGAGGCUGGACGCCCUGGUCGUCAUGGGGACAGUGCAGCACCAGCUGCGGCACGGGAUUCGAGCUGCGCCAGCGCUCCUGCAACAACCCGGCACCGCGGCACGGAGGCCGCGUCUGCGUGGGGGCCGUUCGUGACGAGAGGUUCUGCAACGAGGGCGUCUCGUGUCCCCAGCCGGUCUUGUGGUCCCCGUGGGGCUCGUGGACCAAGUGCAGCAGCGAGUGCAGCGGAGGGGUGCACUCGCGGGUGCGGACCUGCGAAAACGGCAACAGCUGCCCGGGAUGCGCCCUGGUAAGCCAGCGCCAUUUCGCAACCGAAUCAGACGUUAAACAUGACAAUUGUGACUUUAACCAGGAGUACAAGGCGUGUAACCUGGAGGCGUGUCCCGAGGUCAAGCGGAACACCCCGUGGACGCCGUGGAUGCCGGUCAACGUGACGCAGGGCGGCGCGCGUCAGGAGCAGCGCACCCGCUACAUGUGCCGCGCUCGCCUGGCCGACCCGCAUCAGCUGCAGAUGGGACGACGGAAGCUGGAGACCAGAUUCUGCCCCAACGACGGCACCGCCGCUUGCGACACAGACGACUUAGUGGAAGACCUGCUUCGGACCCCGCCGGUCCGAGGGGCGAGCACCCCUGGCUGGUCUUCGUGGGACUCCUGGUCCGGGUGUUCGCAGAGCUGCUCCAAAGGCUACCGCACCCGACGGAGGUCCUGCGCCGGACCCGAGGGCAAGAGCGCCCCCGUGGCCUGCAGGGGUUCCCCCGUCGAGUACCAGGACUGCAACGUCCAGGCUUGUCUCGUGAAGGGGGCGUGGUCGUGCUGGUCGUCGUGGUCGCAGUGCUCGGCGGCGUGCGGCGGCGGCCACUACCAGCGCACCCGAGCGUGCUCCAACCCGUCGCCGUCCGGCGGAGGAGACAUCUGCCUGGGGCUGCACACCGAGGAGGCGCUCUGCAACACGCACACGUGUGACGGUGGCUGGAUGGCCUGGUCGCUGUGGUCGGCUUGCGACGACUCGGGGGUGCAGACGAGGACCCGAGCAUGCGGCGCCACCGGGGGCGCCCCCUGCGUGGGCAACACCACCCAGCGUAGGGACUGCAAUGAAAUACCUGUCAUCCUUCCCGCAUCGGGCUUUGAUACGGACCAGCACUGCGGAGCGUUCACGUCCAUCCACCUGAUCGCCACCGGGGUGUCGUGCUUCCUGGGCGCCGGUCUCUUGUCCUUCCUGGUCUACGUCUACUGCCAACGCUUCCACAAGCCGUCGCAAGAGUCGGCCGUCAUCCACCCGACCACGCCCAACCACCUCAACUACAAGGGCAACGUCACGCCAAAGAACGAGAAGUACACGCCCAUGGAGUUCAAGACGCUGAACAAGAACAACCUCCUGCCGGACGAACGCUCCAACUUGUUCCCGACGUCGCUGCAGCAGGCCAACGUGUACACCACCACGUACUACCCGCCCGCCCUGGGAAAGUUCGACUAUCAGCCCAACGCCUCGCCCUCGCCCUGCCGGACCUACAACCACACCAACAACAGCUGAGGCUCAUUGACUCCGCUCGGACCACCCCCCCAACGAACUAGCCCCCCCCCUGCCGUGACCGAAGGAGCCGGAACUUUCCGCCUGGAGAAAGAGGCUUUGCUUGA
Molecule: messenger RNA, 3774 nt
Organism: Syngnathus acus (greater pipefish)
Lineage: Eukaryota; Metazoa; Chordata; Actinopteri; Syngnathiformes; Syngnathidae
Gene: sema5ba
Product: sema domain, seven thrombospondin repeats (type 1 and type 1-like), transmembrane domain (TM) and short cytoplasmic domain, (semaphorin) 5Ba
Exons: 22
Coding region: 296-3670 (1124 amino acids)
Biological process (GO): positive regulation of cell migration; axon guidance; axon extension
Molecular function (GO): semaphorin receptor binding; chemorepellent activity
Source: RefSeq, a predicted model, not a curated record